AUGGAGAACAUUCGAAGGGAUGUCGAGACUGCCAGCCACGCCUGCGAGUGCUACAUCAACACGGCCGAAAUAAUGAAAGGGCGGUGGCAGGAGGACCCCGGAGAGUGUCUGCGUAAUUGCAAAGCGCAGUUUUUACGGACAGUGGCGAAGGGCUGGCAGGGGAACAACGGAUGGGUUGAAGGGUGCGGGGUUCUCAACCGAAACGUGCCAUUGCAGGAUUUCUGGUCGUUGUACUGGUGCGAUUCGGUCUUCUGCGGCGUGGGCAUAAAUCAGACAGGAGGGCUUGGGCAAGAUCGUGAGUAUGGCACCAAGUGCUUGUGGUGUCUCGGGCUAAGGAUUGCUUUAGCGACCGUCGACCUCAUCAUCAACACUUGUCAAAAUAUCGGCUUCUAUUCCUUCUCGCCCGGGGCCGCCGCCGUCGCCUUCGUGCCGUCGAACAAUCGCCGAGAUUUGUUCCGCCCCCGUCGGCGCCUCCCCGGCGCCGGGGCGGCCCCGAUCCGACCGUUGCCCGCGGCGCGGCUUCUCCCCGUUUGGGCGCACAGGUCCUCCGGCCGUGGUACUUCCGCCCGCUCCGUGCCCCUCCCGACUCUGUUCGUCCCCGCCCGCGGCGUCACGACAUCCGGGAGCAACCUCACAGGGCAAGGCAAGGCCGCGAUCGCGGUGUGUUCCGUCCUCGCCCUCAUCUUACUGGUAGCUUUCGUCCUGGUGUGCCUCCGGCGCCGGAAACGCCGCAAAGCCUCGUUCCACCGCGCCUUGCGUUCCCGGCGUGGGCUCCUCCCCGACGGCGCCCCGGCCGGCUCGCCCACUCCACUCAUCUCCCCCGCCAGCUCGGCCGUCGGCACCCGCGCAGUACUCACCCCCCCGCUCCGCCCUCGCGACCGCAAAUUCCUCCCCCUCCAUCUCCAACAGGAAGCCGCUCCCCAUCCCCCCCCCUCGGGCGGUGACCCCGGCCUACUGCCGAAAACCCGGGGAAAAACGGGAGGGGUACCACCACACCCCCCACCGCCCCCCACCCUCCCCGAACCCAACUUAAAUUUCUUCGCCCUCCCCAUCCCCAUCCCCGGCUCCCCCAGCUCCAGCACCUUCCCCCCACCCUACUCGCCCCCACACGGCUUAACCGACAACAGCGACCACAACCGCGCCAGCGGCAGCGCCAGCAGCUGUUACACCGGCGAGGAACGGCGUCGUCGAACGGCGCAUUCGUCGCUGAGGCAUCAUGAGAUUCCGAUUGCGAAUUCCGCUUUUUAUGAGUAUGGGACUGGUAGGAGUGAGAGUGGACUUGAAGCGACGCCCUCUAGCUCUGAUUCGGCGUCUUUGCCGAGUAGGCCGCCGAGGCCGCAUGAGAGGAUGUUGGAGGUUCCGGGGUUGGUGACGCCUGCUGUUGGUUAUGGGGGGAGUGGUGGUGCGGAGGGUGGAUAUGCGGGGGGUCAGGACCGGGGUUAUGAUUAUGGUCACGGUCAUGGUCACGGUCAUGGUCAUGGGAGCGGGUACGGUUACGGGGCUGGUGAUGUUAAGGGGGGUGUAGCGACGCCGCCGCCACCGCCGCCGCUGAGCCCACCGCCUACGAGGGCGUUACCUAAGACGCCACCGGCGAGUGUGUCGACCCCGCCGCCGCUGACACUGCCAGCAAGGGGGUCGGCUAGAGGGUCGCCUGCGCCGGGCUCCGUCUCACCGCCGCCAGGGGCGCUGGGGAGGAUAAGAGGAGAGGGGAAGGGUUCGCACCCUGGGCUGUUAGGGCUGCGAGGGCCUGCGGUCGCUUCUGCUGCGGGCACUGAUACGGGAUCGUCGUAUCGCCAUGAGCAUGGCAGGUUGCCGGGGUAUUCUUUUGCCCAGGAACCGCCUGCUAAUGAAACGGGAGGGAGGUCUCAGCGGCACCGGGAUUCAAGAGGAAGUUGGGGAAGCUGGAGCGGGGUUGGGACGGUGGUCGGCAGUGUUGACUACCAUGUCAGCAGUGCCGGCCACGUCAAUGCUAUGGCAGAGAGUGUGACGCCGGUGGGGGCAAGGGAAGGGAACAACACUGGUGCUAGAGAGCAGCAUGUCAGCCCCAGGACGAGCGUCAGUAGUGAUGUGACGGCGACCGGGGAUACGAUGGUGUCUGCGGUGUCGAGGAUGUCCAGUACGAGAGAUGAUAGUGUUGGAAGGGGGAUCUAA
Chaetomium globosum CBS 148.51 is the source of this 2151-nucleotide messenger RNA. RefSeq lists its product as uncharacterized. Lineage: Eukaryota; Fungi; Ascomycota; Sordariomycetes; Sordariales; Chaetomiaceae. The record is from RefSeq and is a predicted model, not a curated record. The coding region runs from base 1 to 2151 and encodes 716 amino acids. The transcript has 3 exons.